GAAGGCGUCUCCUCCCCGGGCUCAGUUCUCCGGUUGGCACCGAUCAGACUUCACCUUCCUCCGGCUGCUCGUCUCUACUCAAGUCGCUGAACUCGGACCGGAACCAGCCUCUAAGAUGUCUCAGAAGAUCAAGUCCGGCUCCGUGGUGGAGAUGCAGGGAGACGAGAUGACUCGGGUCAUCUGGGAGCUCAUCAAGGAGAAGCUCAUCUUCCCCUACCUGGAGCUGGACCUGCACAGCUACGACCUCGGCAUGGAGAACCGCGACGCCACCGACGACAAGGUGACGGUGGACGCCGCCGAGGCCGUGCAGCGCUACAACGUGGGCAUCAAGUGCGCCACCAUCACGCCGGACGAGAACCGCGUGGAGGAGUUCAAGCUCAAGCAGAUGUGGCGCUCGCCCAACGGCACCAUCCGUAACAUCCUGGGGGGCACGGUGUUCCGAGAGGCCAUCAUCUGCAAGAACAUCCCCCGCCUGGUGCCCGGCUGGACCAAGCCCAUCAUCAUCGGGAGACACGCCCACGGAGACCAGUACAAAGCCACAGACUUCGUGGUGCCCGGGCCGGGGAAAGUGGAGAUGACCUACACGCCCACGAGCGGAGAGCCGGUGAAAUAUCUGGUUCAUCAAUUUGAGGGCACCGGCGGCGUGGCUCUGGCGAUGUACAACACCGACAAAUCCAUCAAGGACUUUGCCCACUGCUCGUUCCAGAUGGCUCUGACCAAAGGCUGGGUUCUGUACCUCAGCACCAAGAACACCAUCCUGAAGAAGUACGACGGGCGCUUCAAGGACAUCUUCCAGGAGAUCUACGAGAAGGAGUAUCGAGCUCAGUUUGAGGCCAAAAGCAUCUGGUACGAGCACCGGCUGAUCGACGACAUGGUGGCUCAGGCCAUGAAGUCCGACGGAGGCUUCAUCUGGGCGUGCAAGAACUACGAUGGAGACGUGCAGUCGGACUCGGUGGCUCAAGGCUACGGCUCCCUGGGCAUGAUGACCAGCGUGCUGAUCUGUCCCGACGGACGCACGGUGGAGUCCGAGGCCGCCCACGGCACCGUGACCCGCCACUACAGGCAGCACCAGCAGGGGAAGGAGACCUCCACCAAUCCCAUCGCUUCCAUCUUCGCCUGGUCCCGGGGUCUCCUCCACCGGGCGAAGCUGGACGACAACACGGAGCUGCGAGUGUUCUCCGAGGCGCUGGAGGCCGUCUGCAUCGAGACCAUCGAGGCCGGGUUCAUGACCAAGGACUUGGCGAUCUGCAUCAAAGGACUCCCCAAUUUGAAACGCGCUGACUACUUGAACACUUUCGAGUUCCUGGACAAACUGGCAGAGAACCUGAAGAUGAAGAUGAGCAACCAACCCAAACUGUGAUCGCACAACCUCCUGCGACUCUGCAGCUCAAACACAAACACAAACACAUGAAAUAAAACACACAUCCUCACGCACACAGACGAUCACGCAGCCGCUGCAGUCACCACCGGAGAGGGGAGGAGCCAGCGCAGGACGCCAGGACAUCGAGUCAUUCCUUAACUUAGGGUCCAACUAACCCGGGGGUCUUCGUCCUGAAGCAAGACGAGUCCCUGUUAAUGUAACACAAGUAGACAAAAAGCCGCACUGAGGCGGUGAUAACACAACUCAAACAUUAAUCCAGUCCACGAAUGAAGCUGGACACAUGACCUUGUUUACACUAAUUACACUCGGCCCCCGGCAGCGAGCGUCUCUUUGUUGAUCUGUGCGAGCCCCCGCCCCCCGGACCCUCGCUGCCUUAUUCCUGUCAAGGUCACAGGUUUGAUUCCCGUCUCCAGGCGUAGAGGCCGUGCACACAAAGACAUUUUACUGUUAAACAUCAUCAGACAGAUAAGAUAUGAAACUGACGCUGUCGUUGGUAUUAAUCACACAGAGGCUCGGACCCUUCAGACCAUGUGACCUGCUUUUAGAUUCUAGACUCACUCAUUAACUUGACCAGUCACAGUAGGUGUAUGAAGUGUAUUUAUUUUGUACUUCUGUUGUGUGUGUGUGUGUCUGUUAAUCUCCACUUUGUCAUCAAGUCCUGACGCAACACGUGGGUUUGUAAUCAUCACUUUACUCGUUGGUUCCCUGUGUGAAACCAUGACUCAUCAUAAUAAAUGAGGUUUUGAGGAAA
This is a messenger RNA of Limanda limanda (common dab), 2132 nucleotides long. RefSeq names its product isocitrate dehydrogenase (NADP(+)) 1 (gene idh1). The transcript has 9 exons. The record is from RefSeq and is a predicted model, not a curated record. Bases 116 to 1360 code for a protein of 414 amino acids. Lineage: Eukaryota; Metazoa; Chordata; Actinopteri; Pleuronectiformes; Pleuronectidae. Gene Ontology annotation, biological process: isocitrate metabolic process. Gene Ontology annotation, molecular function: magnesium ion binding; NAD binding; isocitrate dehydrogenase (NADP+) activity. Gene Ontology annotation, cellular component: peroxisome; cytosol; mitochondrion.